AUGUUUUUAAAAAUUUUAAAUUUUUCUAUCGUUUCUUUAGGUCGAGACACUUUUCAUCUAUGCCCUUGGUCUGGAAGUUCGGGAAAGUCCAAGAUAGCCGAGGUCAUCUGCUCAUUCCACUGGAAAGAAUCCCUCGACUACCAGGGAAUCGAUUCCCGCCACCAGUGUGAGAAGCAACUCAAAUGUCUCAAAGAUGAGUUCGGAUUUGACCUCUACUCUGCUUUGGAGUAUGAGUUCGUACUCAUGGAGGGAAAACACGUCAGCAGUCAGAAGGGGAAGGGGGAGAAUGAAGGGGCUGAAAGGAAGAAACUGCAGCCGGUGUUCAGGGGGACUGAUAUUUGCUCCACAUUUGAGCACAAGAAGGUGGAGGAGUUCCACAUCGAAGUGCACAGGAGACUGCUAUCAGCCGGGAUAAUUGGCAGGACUUACCAGGUGGAGUUGGGGGAUGCUCAGAAUGAGAUCACUCUCCCCCCUGCAUUUGGAGUGAGGGCGGGUGAUGAGGCUUUUAUGCUGAAGAGUUGUGUGAAGGAGACUGCGUGGGACGUGGACAAGCAUGCCUCGUUCAUGUCGAAGCCCUUCGCGGAUGGGGAGAGUGAGUCACUGGUCACUAACAGUGGCCACUUCAACCACUCUCUCUGGGACGAACAUCACAACAACGUCUUCUAUGAUCCACAAAACGAACACGGAUUCUCAAAGUACCAGAGCAUUUUUAUGGUGGCCCACUGGUGGGCAGGUGGAAUCAUGAGACAUGCGAGGGCCCUGUGUGCCCUGGUGUGUCCCACUGCCAACUGCUACAGGAGGAUAGUACCCGGCAGCUGGGCUCCCAGGAAGUCUGGAUGGGCUCUGGACAGACGAGACGCAUUCAUAAGAUGCAAGAAUGAAAGUAAAAGUGGAACCUACUUCGAAUGCAGGACUCCAAGUGGAGCUGCCAAUCCAUACCUGGUCAUGGCUGGAAUUGUGGCUGCGGGUCUGGAUGGUCUGAGAAACAAGGUGGAGCCCCCUCCGAUGGGAGUGUCGAACGAGGCCAACUCGAUACUACUUCCAAAGACACUCUUAGAAGCGGUCGAAGAGUUCGAGCGAGACACUGAACUUAAUUCGAUGUUCGGGGAAGAGUUCACGCGCUGGUUUUGUGAGGGCAAACGACAGACGGACUGCAAAGUGAACACUUUCGAACAGGAACGACAAAAAUACUGGAAACUCAUUUAAACAAUUUGAUGCAAAAAAACCUGAAAAUCUCGGAUAAUUUUCGUUAACGAAAAAAAUUACCACUAAACUGUAACCAACAAUUUGUUAUUUUAAUUGUGAAACUUAAUCAUUGCAUGCUUCAAACGUAAAAAGAUGUAAGUAGCAGUUAAUGUGAUUGUGAUCGUCUGUUCCAACUUCGUGCAAUUUUCCUAAC
This is a messenger RNA of Symsagittifera roscoffensis, 1399 nucleotides long. Its product is annotated as glutamine synthetase-like. NCBI's taxonomy places the organism in Eukaryota, Metazoa, Xenacoelomorpha, Acoela, Convolutidae. Gene Ontology annotation, molecular function: glutamine synthetase activity. The record is from RefSeq and is a predicted model, not a curated record. Gene Ontology annotation, cellular component: cytoplasm; membrane. The transcript has 9 exons. Bases 1 to 1206 code for a protein of 401 amino acids.